Molecule: messenger RNA, 1211 nt
Organism: Tupaia belangeri chinensis (Chinese tree shrew)
Lineage: Eukaryota; Metazoa; Chordata; Mammalia; Scandentia; Tupaiidae
Gene: TLCD3A
Product: TLC domain containing 3A
Exons: 5
Coding region: 90-863 (257 amino acids)
Biological process (GO): lipid homeostasis
Cellular component (GO): endoplasmic reticulum; membrane
Source: RefSeq, a predicted model, not a curated record
UGGGAGUCCGGGAGCCGCGCCGAGCCGCGCGGAGCCGAGCAGAGCCACGCCGAGCGGCGCCCAGCGAGGCGGCCGGACUCGCAGCACCCAUGCUGCUGACGCUGGCCUGGGGCGCACUCUUCUUCCCGGGGCUCUUCGCGCUCUGCACCUGGGCGCUGCGCCGCUCGCGGCCCGAAUGGACCAACAUCGACUGCGUGAUGAUCAGCACCAGGAUAGUUUCUUCCGUGCAGGCUGUGCUGGCCACAGGGUCUGGGAUCAUCAUCAUCCGCUCCUGCAACAACGUGAUCACCGACAGGCACUGGCUCGCCCGAGAAUAUGUCUGGUUUUUAGUUCCAUAUAUGAUCUACGACUCCUAUGCCAUGUACCUCUGUGAAUGGUACCGUGCUACAGACCAGAAGCGCAACCGCUCCAGCACUUUUCGAAACUUCCUAAGCCAAAACCGCCUCAUGAUCACGCACCACGUGUUCAUCCUCCUUGUCCUCGUGCCAGUUGCACAGAGGCUCCGGGGAGACCUGGGGGACUUCUUUGUCGGCUGUAUCUUCACAGCGGAACUGAGCACUCCAUUUGUGUCGCUGGGCAGAAUUCUGAUUCAGCUAAAGCAGCAGCACACCCUCCUGUACAAGGUGAAUGGAAUCCUCACGCUGACCACCUUCUUUUGUUGUCGGAUCCUCCUUUUCCCCUUUAUGUACUGGUCCUAUGGCCAACAGCAGGGAAUAAGCCUGAUCCAAGUGCCAUUCAAUAUCCCUUUCCACUGCAACUUGGCCAAUGCCUUCCUCAUCGCUCCCCAGAUCUACUGGUUCUCUCUGCUGUGCAAGAAGGCAGCCCGGCUCUUUGAUCCUCCCCCGACCAAAAAGGAUGGCUAAUUACUCCGGUAGUCAGGCAGUGAGAGUGCCUCCUCCACUCAGUAUUCUAUGGACCAAACUGUGCCCUGGGUGGCCUCAGCGUUUUGGGUAUUGAUAAGCAGACGGAUUUGAGUUUUUCUAAAGAAUAUUCAUAUUACCUCCCUCUUCUAACCUGUUCCCUUUGCAGAAGCACUUUUUUUCUUGGUUACAACGAUUAGAUCCUGUGAGACCUCCACUGGCAGCAAAGUGGUUUUAAUGUGAGCCCAAGAUAAGACCGUCCAUCUUUGGGUCUUCCCUAGAGCUCUGGGAGUCAGAAACGUGGGGUGUGGUGAUCAGUGGACCACAGCGAUAAGUGUUCGGGCACCCGCC